CAGUGCGCAUCCGCUGCGCUGCUGCUGCACGAAGAAGAACUUUCGGGGGAAGAUGCACGAAGAGGAGGAUGGCAGCGAGACGGACUCCUGCAAAGCUCCGCGGGUCGUGGCCGCCAAGUCCGUGGACAUGGCUGAGGUGCAGGGCGCGAAGGAGCAGCAGGCUGCCUCGAGGCUGUGCGGGUAUUUGAACAAACUGUCCGGCAAGGGGCCGCUGAGGGGGUUCAGGCCGAGGUGGUUCGUGUACGAUCCGAGGAAGUGUUACUUGUAUUACUUCAAGACUCCGCAGGAUGCACUGCCACUCGGACACAUCGACAUCGGCGACGCCUGCUUCUGCUACGACGUGGAGGGAGAAGAGGGUCAGUUUGAGAUUCGCACCGCGGAGAAGGAGUUUCUCUUCAGGGCCCCCAGCAAGCAGGUAAUGCAUUACUGGCUCCAGCAGUUGCAGCAGAAGCGUUGGGAGUACAGCAGCACACGAGGCUCCGGCCAGAGAGACAGCUGGAGCUCCCCAACCCUGUCCUUCCCUCCCACUGGCCUUGUCGGCAAAGACAAUGUUUGCAUUGUAGAUGGUUCCAUCUUUGACAAGCUGAGCAGCAGCAUGGAGAAGGUGCGUAGCGACUUUGCCAUGGAGACAGAAACAGAAGGCGGAGCAAUGGUGGGGAUCCAGUCAGCGAGAGGGUCCUUACCUGGGACCACAAACCCACUCAACUUUUCACUCAAAAACUUUGGUACAGAUCUCAGGAACUCAAUGUCUUAUCUGCGGCAAGGCAAAGGAGCUGAGAGCAGGCGCAGUGUCUUCUACACCAGUAACAACAGCGCAGAAGAGUGGGAGUUAGUGGAUGCCCCACCCAAAGACUUCCCUGAACAGAAACAGCAUCCAGACAACCAUAGACAUUCCUUUGGAUCAGCAUUUACUUUCGACUUUGUGCGCAACUCAGCGAGGCCCAAAAGGCCUCUGCUUCGGGACAUGAUGGGCUCUGGGAGGUUUGGGCGCAGCGCUGAGACACGCAGUACUGAGAGCUCCCCGGUGGAGUGUAAUGGCAGCAAACCCUUGGAGAUGCAGCUUCGUCUCCAGAGCCAGCAGGAAGAACUGAGCCGCAUGCAACAGGAACAGGCCAAACUCCGAGAGGAACUCUCCGGUCACAAGGAGCUGGUGAGACUUCUUCAGCAAACUCUAAGGACGUCUCAGUGCGACAGGCCAACAGCGCGCUGUCCGGCCCCAGCUCCUGAUGCCUCUGCAGCCACAGACCAGACUCAGACUCCCGCGGUAACCCAGGAAGAAAUCACCCAGCUGGAGAGCCUGCUUCAAGAAAGAGACGGACAGAUCCAGUCGCUGUGUGGCCACAUGGAGCGCCUCGCCUUAGAGAAGGAGAGCCUGCAACAGGAGCUAAAAGGCUUGAAGAUAAAAGUGGGGGAAAUGAAUGACCAGCUGGGGAUGCUGAUGGAGACCAUCCAGGCUAAAGAUGAAGUCAUCAUGAAGCUUUCGCAGGAGAGCUCUGAGGACGGCGGGAGUGCCAGUGACACCAGUUCACUGUCUCCCAACAAAGAGCAGCAGGAGCUGGACAUCCUCAAGGACAGUCUCCAAGGCUACAAAUCUCAAAACAAGUUCUUGAACAAAGAGAUCCUGGAGCUGACAGUAUUGCGCAGAAAUGCAGAGAGUAGAGAAAAGGCUUUGGAAGCAAAGUGUAUCGCGCUGGAGGCCAAGUUGUGUCAGGUGGAGAGUAAAUAUCUGGUGCUGCUUCAAGAAGUGAAAAACCCAGUCUGUUCCUCCUCAGAGCAGAAUCCUGCCCAUGAGGUCAUUUCCAGAUUAUUGGAGGAUGCCCUGCAGGCAGAGGGCUCUGAACAGCAAGAACAUCCCAUCUUUAAACCAAACACUGUCAGCGAGUAUGACGUGUUUGGCUUCAAGACGGUGCCUGAAGAGGAGGAGGAGGAAGAGAAGCUGGUUGCAAAGGUGAGAGCCUUGGAGCUCAAGUCCUUGUCCAUGACAAAUCAGGAGGUGUCCGUUGGAGUGAAGUGGGAGAACUAUCUGGCCAGCACCAUGAACAGAGACCUGGUGCGCUCCCCUGAGCUCAAAUCCCUGAUUCGCUGCGGUGUUCCCCACGAGCACCGGUCCCAGGUGUGGCGCUGGUGUGUCUCCUUCCAUGUCAAAAAGUUCCGGGACCAUUUGGCAGCAGACUAUUACGAGACCUUGCUGAAUGUGGCCCGGGAUAAACCCAACCCUGCUUCGAAGCAGAUCGAGCUGGACCUGUUGCGCACUUUGCCAAACAACAAGCACUAUGCUUCUCCAAGUGCAGGCGGCAUCCAGAAACUCAGGAAUGUCCUGAUGGCAUUCUCCUGGAGGAAUCCGGAUAUCGGCUACUGUCAGGGACUGAACAGACUGGCUGCCAUCGCCUUGCUGUAUCUGGACCAAGAGGAUGCCUUCUGGACUCUUGUAGCCAUAGUGGAAGUUUUCAUGCCAAGAGACUAUUACACCAAGACUCUGCUUGGCUCGCAGGUUGACCAGCGCGUGUUCAAGGACCUGAUGUGUGAGAAGCUGCCCCGGCUUCAUGCCCACUUUGAGCAGUACAAGGUCGACUUCUCCCUCAUCACCUUCAACUGGUUCCUGGUGGUGUUUGUGGACAGCGUAGUGAGUGACAUUCUCUUCAAGAUCUGGGACGCCUUUCUGUUCGAAGGCCCAAAGAUCAUAUUUCGCUUCGCCCUGGCUCUCUUCAAGUACAAGGAGGAAGAGUUUUUGAAGUUGGAGGACUCCACCGCAAUCUUCAAAUACCUUCGAUACUUCACAAGAACAAUCCUGGAUUCGAGGAAGCUGAUGAGCGUCGCGUUUGUGGACAUGAACCCUUUCCCCAUGAGACAAAUCCAGAACCGCCGCUCCUUUCACCUGGAGAAAGUGCGACUGGAGCUGACCGAGCUGGAGGCGAUCAGACAGACCUUCCUCAGGGAGAGAGAGUCGAGUCAGGACGGCCGGAGCUUCGUCAGUGACGAUGAGGAGGACAACUGACGUGCUCCCACUCACAGCUGAUGAUGUUGUAAAAAAAGGGAUUUUAUUUUGUAAAGAAUUGUCGGAGUCGGUCUCCGCGUCAGCACCGGACCAAUCACUUUAUAUACAUGUUGAGAGAGAUCGCAUCAAAGGACCGGUGACAUUACAGGCCACGUGUGGUUGCUGUCAGUAUUUGUGUAAAUACUUUGUUUGCUGUAAGCGUGUGUGUUUACAUGAUUGUCAAAACCUUUUUGUUUGUCUUUCCGAGUGCCAACUUUAACACCGUCCAAAUCAGGGUUUAUAAAACCAUGGCUGUGAUCUUUUUUUCCCAUUUUUUCUAAUCUUGUUUUAAGAUGUUUUUAUGUUUUCUGUGUCUGCGUCGCCAUUCUUAAAUGGCUCAUGAUGAUUGUUGUACUUUUUUUUUUUUUUCACAUUACCACUGGACAGCACAUAUUUUGUGUCUGCUCCCUGUGCCUGAGCUUAAAUCACGUAUGCUGAAAGUCAUAUUUUCGGUAAAACUUAACAAAAGUUAACAUUCCAGGUUGAACAGCAAGCACAUUCAGUUUUUUUUGUUUUUUUUUUUUAAAUCCUUCCAUUGAUAAUCACUCAGAAAAUGAUGUGGAAUAUUUUAGGAAUGACUGCGACUGGAAAUGAAUGUUUUUAUCUUUGGAUUCAGGGGAUUCUAGCGUAAUGUUGGUGAGUUACAUUUAUGUUAUCUCCUCGUAUCUGAAGUACCACUCAAUAUUUACACCCAGAAUAAGCGGACAAUUCAUUUGACCUUACAUUUUUACUGAAACAUUAACGUCCAUAUAACAUGCCUUAUUAUUAUUUCUCUGUCUGUUUUUAGUAAUGUUGUCCCCAAAAACCUACUCUGCAGAAUGUAAAGUACAUGUGUGAAAUGCUGGGAUUGCUGAAGCAUUUGCAUCGAUUGGCCUCUGUGUGGCAGUGUAACACAUGUUUUGCCAGCGUUUACACUCAUUCACAGGUACCAUUAAUAUGCUAUAUUUCAGCUUGGGAUAAAAUAGCUACAAUGUGAGUUUGUCAGUGGGACUGUUGCCAUGGAGACAUGAUUUUUUUUUUCUAUCAUGGGGGUAAAAACAUUUUUCCAGGAGAAACAUUUAAGGUACUAACACGUGACAGUUUACUCCUCAGUGCCGUGGCUUUAUUCUCUACAUUUCCUUUUUUCAUGGUUUAGCACUAGUGCUGUUUUGCCGUCUGAAUGCCAUGUAAGUGGGAGGACGGUUUUCUUCAUUUUCUUUUGCGUGAUGAUGUAUUGUUUACAACUCGUUACAGCAUUCUCUGCUUUCAUUUUCCUUUAUGAUUCACAGAGAUGUGGUCGGCAAAAUAAUUGUGCAUGCAAUCUUUGUCUCACCGAUCAAACCUGUGAACAAAUGACUUGAGUGAAAUUGUUAUCGUGAUAGAAUUAAAGUCUUAAGUCUUUUUUUAUUUCCUCAUGAGAGCAGGUCUCUCUGAAACCAUUCAGUUAAAGAAACAAACUUUUUUUCCUCCCCCUUUGGUCCACUCAUUAUGUUAUACACAUAGUUUUGUUCUAAGAUUAAUUUGCAUCCAUUUCAUUCAUGUCAUUUUCUUGUCUUUUUAUUUCUUUUCUUUUUAUUUGUUUUGCUUUUUCUCUGCACCGUAUUGCACAAAAAGGAUGAUUUCACAAUAUUAUUUGGCACUUGACUUUGUUUUCCAAGCUUGUAUGUUACAAAAACAAGCAUACACCACUAUACUUUUGUGUAAUACCAGUUGAAGGUCAAAUUCAAUAAACUUUGUCUGACAGAAA
Molecule: messenger RNA, 4760 nt
Organism: Solea senegalensis (Senegalese sole)
Lineage: Eukaryota; Metazoa; Chordata; Actinopteri; Pleuronectiformes; Soleidae
Gene: tbc1d2b
Product: TBC1 domain family, member 2B
Exons: 13
Coding region: 53-2995 (980 amino acids)
Source: RefSeq, a predicted model, not a curated record